CUUGUCCGCGAGAAGCGUAUUGUUGAUUACCUCUGCCGUCUUCCUGCCGUCACAGUGGAUGUUGUCGCUGUUGACUACCUAGAUAGUCACAAGACCAAAGAGCUCUUUCAUUGUCUUCCUCAUCCCGUCGCAGGUGUUUUCUUCUUACCUGUGAAACUGAACAACCAGCUUUUCAUCAAUUUGAGGAUGAAUGAGGAUUGGAACUCGGUACAUGGCGUCAAAGUAAAAGGCCUGCGGGUUUGGCUGGACAUCAUUAACCCCGAAUCACUCGACUUUCUCCUACUUGCAAGUUACAUGGCUGCUGUCGCCGGCUCACCAGGACAAGCGAACUAUGCUGCAGCACAGACUCUGAUGGAGAGAAUCGGAGCUGAACUUCCAAAUACAAUUUCUAUAGCUGUUCCACCAAUCGUAGGUGCAUCAUGUGUCACGAGUUGA
Molecule: messenger RNA, 435 nt
Organism: Postia placenta MAD-698-R-SB12
Lineage: Eukaryota; Fungi; Basidiomycota; Agaricomycetes; Polyporales; Adustoporiaceae
Exons: 3
Biological process (GO): fatty acid biosynthetic process; secondary metabolite biosynthetic process
Molecular function (GO): fatty acid synthase activity
Source: RefSeq, a predicted model, not a curated record